Messenger RNA from Schistosoma guineensis, 1274 nucleotides. The record is from the annotation of a GenBank genome assembly. NCBI's taxonomy places the organism in Eukaryota, Metazoa, Platyhelminthes, Trematoda, Strigeidida, Schistosomatidae.
CGAAGGUUCGCGCGUCCUUCAUGGGUAGUCCGAUCAGGACCGUCUGUUUUUAUCUCGUAUUUGCUUCCCGCUUAGAAGUGUAAAACUAGUAUGCCAGUUUCGUGUUGCAGAUGUCAGUCAAAGGGUUAUAUUAAACGCCCGAAAACCAGUGAUAUUAUGUGUAAAGAAUGUUUUUCUUGGUGUUUCGAAGAAGAAAUACAUUGGACAAUUGUAAAUGCCAAGCUUAUUAGUCGUGGUGAUAAAAUUGCUAUUGGUGCCUCUGGUGGUAAAGAUUCUACCGUAUUAGCUUACAUACUAAACUUGUUAAAUAAAAGAUAUGAUUAUGGAGCGGAAUUGCUUCUUUUAUCUAUUGAUGAAGGUAUAAGUGGAUAUAGAGAUGACUCAUUAAUGACUGUUCAGCGAAAUCAGAUCCAAUAUGGACUUCCGUUAAAAAUUCUUUCUUAUCAGGAUUUGUACGGAUGGUCAAUGGAUGAUAUUGUGAAGCAUAUUGGGAAUAAACGAAAUUGUACUUACUGUGGGAUAUUUCGCCGCCAGGCUUUGGACAAAGGUGCACUACUUCUUGGAGCUAACAAAAUAUGUACUGGUCAUAACGCUGAUGAUAUUGCAGAGACAGUGUUAAUGAAUAUUCUACGAGGUGAUAUUGGUCGAUUAAAACGAUGUACAGCUAUAAUGACAGUAAGUAAUGGAAAAACUAGGAGUUUUCAAGUUAAUUUUACUCAUACAAAUAUAUUUAGGGUACAGAUGAUAUACUUCCUCGUUUUAAACCUUUUAAAUAUGCUUACGAAAAGGAGAUUGUCAUGUAUGCACAUAUGCAUAAAUUGGAUUAUUUUUCAACUGAAUGUAAAUACGCACCACAAGCUUAUCGAGGGCAUGUAAGAGCGUUUAUCAAGGAUUUGGAGAGAAUACGACCUAGGACUAUCAUAGAUAUUAUAGCAUCCGGUGAACGUAUGGCUAUUCGAAGUGAUGUAAAGAUGCCUCAGAAAAGUACUUGUGAAAAGUGUGGAUGCAUUUCAAGUCAGCUUAUAUGUCAGGCAUGCAUUCUCCUAGAACAGCUUAAUUCCGGUUUACCACAGAUAACCAUAAAAGAUACCGAACAGCAUUCUCAAAUUGACUAGUCGGGCGAUACCAAUUUUUCUAAAAAUUUUAUAUUAUAUAUCAGAUAUUGUAAAUAUAUUCCUACUUGGAUAGUGGUUCUUAUAAGUGGAAAUUCUUACUUUAAGAGUGUCAAAUUGGUGUUGUAUGUUUUGAAUUUUUCAUGUAUAAAGUAAUGGAAG